AUGACGGGCCUCAAACGCUCCAACGUGAUCAUCAUCCACCCGGACCUGGGCAUAGGAGGCGCGGAGCGGCUCAUCAUCGACGUGGCGCUUGCGCUCCAGAACCGAGGCCACCGUGUGACGAUCUACACCUCCCACCGCGAUAAGUCGCAUUGUUUCGAGGAAGCGCGCGAUGGCACUCUCGAUGUCCGUGUGCGCGGGAAUACCGUAUUGCCCGCGCACAUCUGUGGACGUCUGCAUGUCCUCAUGGCGGCGCUGAGACAGCUCCAUCUUACCGUGUCUGUGCUGCAAGAGCUGGGCUCGAACAACGACACCACGACCGACUCGUCAAACCCCGAAGACGACAUUUUCAUCGUUGACCAGCUCCCUGCUUGUGUGCCUGUGCUGAAAUGUCUGGGCCAGCAGUUUGCGCAGACCCGCCAGCGGAUUCUGUUCUACUGCCACUUUCCGGAUCAAUUGCUUGCGCGACGGGAUGAGGGGAGCUCGGUUUUGAGGCUUGCGAAGGUCCUUUAUAGGUGUCCGUUUGAUUGGUAUGAGGGGUGGGCUGUGAGUGCGUCGGACAAGGUGGUUGCCAAUUCGAACUUUACGCGCGGGGUUGUGAGUGAUGUCUUUGGGUUGGGGAAGUUUGGGGAUGUGCGGGUUAUCUAUCCGUGUGUUGAUACAAAUGGUGGAAAUGAGAAAGCCAUUGAAGGGGAGGAGAAGCUUUGGGGUGGGAAGAAGAUAUUGCUGAGUAUUAAUCGGUUUGAGAGGAAGAAGGAUAUGGCUCUUGCGAUACGGGCGUAUCAUGGACUUGGUGCGGAGAAGAGAAAAGGGACUCGGCUGGUAAUUGCUGGCGGUUACGACAACCGGGUCCAGGAGAAUGUCCAGUAUCACAAGGAACUCGACGAGCUGGCAACUAGUCUGGGAUUGCAGACAGCUACAUCGAAGACCGUCGUCUCUGCGCUCUCCAUCCCCGACUCAAUAGAUGUGCUCUUCCUACUUUCCGUCCCAACCGCUUUCAGAGAUAUCCUCCUUUCGCAAUCCAAACUGCUCCUCUACACCCCCAUCAACGAACACUUUGGCAUUGUCCCCGUGGAAGCCAUGCAUGCCGGUAUCCCGGUUCUGGCUUCGAACACUGGUGGGCCAUUGGAGACCAUUGUCGAGGGCGAAACGGGCUGGCUCCGGGACGCAAAGGUGGACGCCGAUUGGACCGCCGUUAUGGACAAGGUCCUGUACGGGAUGGACCAGAAGGACGCCGAGCGCAUGUCAGUCGCAGGCAAAAACCGAGUCGAGGAGGAAUUCUCUCUGACCGCUAUGGGUGACCGGCUUGAGAGGGAGAUUGGGGACAUGCUCAGCUCCGAGAGACGGCCAUUCAAUGGAUCGCAGCCGCUGCUUAUCGCCCUGGCGCUGUCUGGUUUUGUGCUAUCUGUGCUUGCCAUACUGAUUUUGAAGACUCUUUAA
Aspergillus wentii DTO 134E9 is the source of this 1437-nucleotide messenger RNA. RefSeq names its product GDP-Man:Man(1)GlcNAc(2)-PP-dolichol alpha-1,3-mannosyltransferase. Gene Ontology annotation, molecular function: GDP-Man:Man(1)GlcNAc(2)-PP-Dol alpha-1,3-mannosyltransferase activity; alpha-1,3-mannosyltransferase activity. The record is from RefSeq and is a predicted model, not a curated record. NCBI's taxonomy places the organism in Eukaryota, Fungi, Ascomycota, Eurotiomycetes, Eurotiales, Aspergillaceae. The coding region runs from base 1 to 1437 and encodes 478 amino acids. The transcript has 2 exons.